AUGUCGCGUGACAACAAAGAUAGACCUAAGAAAGCAGCAAGACAUAGCAGUGUAGAGAAUUACGCACUCCACAGUCCUAGUUUCGCAGAAUUCUCGCUAACACGUGCCCAUAGCGAUGUGGGAGAAUCUGAAAGCGAUGAUUCUGCAUCGGAUUGGAACCCCAACACGGAACUUUCCUCGAGUAUAUGGGAUAAGCGGGCCGAAGCCCCACAGAAGAAGACGAGACAUGGGAGGCUGAAGACGCAACAAGCAAUUUUGCCCAUCGGUUCAGUCACACCGACACCAGAGGAAGAGGGUUUCACAAAUACAUGUCUAGAGCUCCUUAAGCAACCCUCUAUCAGCCCCAUCUCACCUCACUCCAAUGCGGAAGUCAGCUAUGACGAUCUCGGCAAACAUACGAGUUUAGACUACGUACACACGCUUCCAGUCCCAGAACAAGGGGAGGAGAUACCGGCCCAUGACCCAGCACAUGCUUGUGGUGAUCAAAAACCUCUCAAGAACCUUAACGCAGGAAAAGAGAACCCGGACCAUGAACCAACACAUGCCCGCAAUGACCAAGAUCCCUCCGAGAAUCUCCCCCCAGAAAAGGAGAAACACCUCCAAAACCUCGCCUUCGACGAGCUAGUCGAAGUGCUCCAGAUCCCAAACCCGCAACACUCUACUCUUUCCAAGCUCCAGCUAUAUGUAAACAAUAUAUACACGCCCAAGACGUACGAAAGAAUGAAGAUGGCAUUAGGCCCUGCCUUUAGCAAGGCUUACAAAGCGAUGCAGCUAUGGCACGAAAUUCACGGAAAGCUAAGAGAAUUUAGAGAGACUACUAAGUAUGAGGGCAAGGCUGGUGCGGACUGGCAGGCUUAUAAACAGGCUUUGAGAUCGGUUUCUUAG
Alternaria novae-zelandiae is the source of this 885-nucleotide messenger RNA. RefSeq lists its product as uncharacterized. The transcript has a single exon. The record is from RefSeq and is a predicted model, not a curated record. Bases 1 to 885 code for a protein of 294 amino acids. NCBI's taxonomy places the organism in Eukaryota, Fungi, Ascomycota, Dothideomycetes, Pleosporales, Pleosporaceae.